Hippoglossus stenolepis (Pacific halibut) is the source of this 4536-nucleotide messenger RNA. Its product is annotated as ankyrin repeat and SAM domain-containing protein 6-like. The record is from RefSeq and is a predicted model, not a curated record. Gene Ontology annotation, cellular component: cytoplasm. Gene Ontology annotation, molecular function: protein binding. Gene Ontology annotation, biological process: innate immune response. Lineage: Eukaryota; Metazoa; Chordata; Actinopteri; Pleuronectiformes; Pleuronectidae.
AGCGGAAGUUGAGUGCUGUGCUGUGAUUUGUGAACGAGUAACGGAACCGGGGCUGUGCCGGUACAACAGGUCGCCACUGUUUGUUUUAUCGGAGCAAGUUUUUGCAGAAAGUUUCAUGAAGUGUGUCAGAGAAGAAGAAACGGAAGAAAAGGAAGAAUAAGAGGAAGAAGAAGGAUAAAGAGAAGAUGAAGGACGGUCAUGCUCCCGGAGACUAAACUUUAUUUCACCGUGCGUCAUGAUUUCUAAACACAGGCCGCCGCAGACUGACAGGAGAAACUUUACUAAAACCCAAAUAAAUUUUAAUGGAGACGGAAUAACGCCGCAGAUGAAGAGAUGAAUUUCGGUGUUGCCGCCGAUUCCCUGCUGCUUUUCCGUGCCUGCGAUGAGGGUGACUACGAGACGGCCCGGGGCAUCCUGGAGCCCGGAGCCCCGAAAGAGUCCGGGCGGCAGAGCAGGCUGCGGUCCGAAGCGGGCUCGGAAUGCUGCGGCGCCGCGGACAUGUUGUCUCUGGUGCCGGUGGACUGCACGGACGAGGAGGGCAACACCGCCCUGCAGUUCGCCGCGGCCAGCGGACACGAGAACCUGGUCCGGUUCUUGCUGCGGAAGGGAGCCUCGGUAGACAGCCGCAACAACUACGGCUGGACCCCGCUGAUGCAGGCUGCCAGGUUUGGUCACUUGACUGUUGCACACAUCCUGCUGGAGAAUGGAGCUGAGAUCAACGGACGGAACAGGCUGGGUGCGAGUGUCCUGACUAUGGCCGCCCGUGGGGGACAUACUCACGUAAUCAAACUACUCCUGGAGAGCGGGGCCUAUGUGGACGACUAUGAUCAUCUGGCUGUCACUGCAGAGGCGGUUUCCAAUGGCAACAACAACAACAGCUGCAGUGCGGCUGGUUUUGGAGGGGAGGGUUGUCCUGAAGGAGGAAGUUGCAGAGAAUUCAUGGACAUCACAGCCUUGAUGGUGGCGUGUCAAUUUGGCCACGAGGCCACGGUGCGCCUGCUGCUAGAGUGGGGCUCUGAUGUCAACUUUUCCCAGAAGACCACUGGCUGGGGACCACUCAUGGUGGGAACCCUCAGUGGGAAGGUGGUUGUAGCUCAGCAGUUGGUGGAACGUGGAGCUGACCCAGAUCGAAUCAAUGUUCUGUCUAAAACGGCAUUUGAACUGGCCAUGCAGCUGAAACAGAGAGACAUCAAGGCCUAUCUGGACUCCAUCACCACUGUCCGACCACAGACAGAUGACGAGAGAAGAAGACCAGAUGUGUUCAGUGCCCUGAAGUUGGGGAAUUCCCAGCUAGUCAAAGAGAUCUUGGAGGAGGAUCCUACUCAGGUGAAUUCAUCCAGCCAGGAGGGAGCAUCACCUCUGAUGAUGGCAGCGGUGAGCGGCCAGUUAGAAGUAGUCCAGCUGAUGGUGGAGAAAAAUGCUGACAUAGACAAACAAGACUGUGUCCAUGGGUGGACUGCACUAAUGCAGGCCACCUAUCACGGUAACAAAGACAUAGUCAAGUACCUGCUGAGUCAAGGCGCUGACGUCAACCUUCGAGCUAAGAAUGGAUACACAGCCUUUGAUUUGGUUAUGCUGUUGAAUGACCCAGACACGGAGCUGGUGCGUCUGUUAGCAUCAGUGUGUAUGCAAGUCGAUAAAGACAAGUCGAAACACCGUGGCAGAGCCUUAGUGACUCGCUCCAAAAGUCGGCAGUCCCUCAACAACGUCCCUGUGCCACCUGAUGACAAGGGAGGCCUUAAGUCCUGGUGGAGUAGGAUGUCAAAUAGGUUCCGGCGGCUCAAGUUGACUCACACCCUGAGGCACGGCCUAUCGUCCAAUCGCCUGGCUCCAUUCCCAGACGAUGCUGAAAGCUCACUGGAUGCAACAAUGAAGGCGAGUAGAAAACCUGGUGCCGUGACUAACGGGGCGCUAGCACCAACUCCAGCCCUGGGAGGAAACGACGUCAGCACAGCCUGGGCUGUCAAGAGCAAAGAUACUGGUCUUUGCAGGUCAUCCUCAGAGAAGGAGGACUUCCUUAUAACCACACUGUUGAGAAGUGGUGCGCCUUUGACCCGUCUGCCCAAUGACAAGCUGAAAGCUGUGAUCCCUCCCUUCCUGCCUCCAUCUAACUUCGAGCCGUGGAACUCGGACCGUUCACGUCUCCUCAGGGAGGGAAAGACUGAAGCGCCACGCCUGCCCAUGCCGCCCCAAAGGAAACUAAACAGCAGUGGAAACUCAGAUAUCACGUCUAUCAGUCGUGUGGUUAGCAGGUCCAUGAAGUUUCCCAGCAUCCCAAAGGGGCCCUCCUCCUCCUCUCCUUCUAACUCUGGUCACUACCACUCCCCCCACUCCUCCGGUGGCUCCAAUGGAGUGGCAGGGCUCAACCGGGACUCUCACAACCGUUCAGGGGGCAGUGCAGACAGUGUUCUCUCCCAGAUAGCAGCCCAAAGGAAGAGAGCAGCUGGCCUUAUAGAUGUGAAGCCAAGCUCCAGAGAAACAGCACAGCCUGUCACAGAGCCAACCCCCACUGCCAGCCCCAGCACCUGGCCUGCCACUCCUGGUCGCCUCCGACAUCCACUCAAGAAGGGUUUGUGUUGUAAGAUGGAGUUGAAGAAGAGACCUCAGUCAGGGAAUUCCUCCACCUCCAAGAGCACGUCCCCCACCUUGACACCGUCUCCUUCCCCAACGCCAAAGGCUCCUACUGGGCAGGGAGACUCUCUGUCCUCAGCCUCUUCCCAUCCUCGCUCCAAGAGCAGUGGAGGCUCCAGCAGUGGGACCAUCACUGAUGAAGAUGAGCUGUCAAGUAUCUUGAAGAAACUGUCCCUGGAGAAAUACCAACCCAUAUUUGAGGAACAGGAGGUGGACAUGGAGGCGUUCUUGACUCUGACAGAUGGCGACCUGAAGGAGCUGGGCAUUAAAACAGACGGACCCAGACAACAGAUCUUGGCAGCCAUAUCAGAGCUCAAUGCUGGAAAGGGUCGAGAGAGGCAGAUUCUUCAGGAGACCAUCCAUAACUUCCAGUCGUCCUUUGGUAGCAGUGCCAGUAACCCGAGACAACCAGGUGAACCACGCUCUCCAACAGGUUGGAUGAGGCACCAAGUUCGUUCCUCCAGCAAGAGGUAGCCAGCAGCCCUGAUACCCAUCAGGGAGUUCACCAAAGGUACUUAAAAAUAAGAGUGACGUUGCUGCUGACGCAUAACCAAGGGGAAAAUAAAAUGGAGUUUCCUGGACGACGGUGUCUCAGACCACUAGAGGACACUACAACAAAACGACCAAGCAGGCCCUGAUACUCUGCCUUUACAGGACCUCGCAGAAACCAAACUACCUUAAUGUUUUCCUCUUGGAUCUUAAAGCAGGAGCGGUGUGACGCAGGGCUGGCUGAGUCCAGCACCCUGCCUCGGUUGGACAAAGCGCGCCAUGUGUGGCAAAUUGUUUGCCAUAAUGAGUCGGUUGUCUCAUCGAGUGCUAAAGCAGCACACAAGUUAUAUGGAGAGGUUACAGAGCAGUAAGUGUGAGCCUGGAGAGUUUGUUUUUAUCUUAUCUGAGAAAAUGUGAGAGAUCCAGCAUAUGUAUUGUAAAAGUGGUAAAUCAGGUGAAAGAGAGAUUAUGAGUUUGAUAUGUAUUAUUACCUAGUAAUAAUGUGACUGUCGACCAAUUUAAAUGACUGAAAAGCUGCAGAAGGAGUAAAACUAAUGAAGAAAGUUAAAGGGACAUAAGCCAAACUAUAUUUUUAAUCAUCCUGUCUUUUCGACUGCUUUUUUGUUGUUGUCUUAAUUUGUCUUGAAUUCACGGACCACUGCGUAAACAGAGGAUUUUCAGUCAAGACUGUGCUGUUAUGAUGUAAUAAGUAAAUGUUUUUUUUACUGUUUAAGAUCCUGUUGGACUUGAGAUGAGAAGAUAUUGGCAAAAACAUUUUUGGGAGCAUUUUACAAUUACAUUUUUUUUUUGGGAAGAGGUACAUUAAGCAAAAGUUUCCACUGAGCCUGUUCUAUGUUUGUGCAUCUGGCUCCAGCAUUUAAAAGACGUUAGAUCCAUAUUCAGACAGAUGGAGCCGCUAUAUCAGGUACUUACGAUCCAUGUCUUAAAUCCAAAUGAUGGGCUGUGAUGAAGGUCAGGAUGGGUCGGUUAAAUAUCAGAUGACAGCAUAUCCUGUUUAGUCAUGUAGUGUGUCAGGAAAACAUGAAUAAACACACUGUGCUCCUUUUUAAGGGACUCUUGAUGAUGACUUGAAUCACAAAACAGAAAUGAAAUGUGUGUCAAAAGUAAAAAAUGCAAAAUGAAACAAAUUGAACUGAAACAGAAUUUAUUCAAUAGGGUUCAAUAGUUGGUCCAGCUCUGUUUAUAGUAAAAUGAUACAGUAUGUAAAAACAAAAACCAUAAUGUAAAACCAUCUGUAUGCCACAAGAUGGCAGCGACCUUCUCUUGAUGCAAUAAAUGACCACAGUGAAACUGUCGCGCUGUAGUGAACACUUUAAGACCCUGCUCUGCAUAUGUUCAGACUAAGGGCUCUCCUUCAGUGUGGCAGUCACAUUAAAGUGAAGAAAUAUGACUUUG